Molecule: messenger RNA, 1910 nt
Organism: Ciona intestinalis (vase tunicate)
Lineage: Eukaryota; Metazoa; Chordata; Ascidiacea; Phlebobranchia; Cionidae
Source: RefSeq, a predicted model, not a curated record
UUAAAACCAAUACGUUUAUUUUAAAAUAGAUAUAGAAUACGAAAUGGGUAUUUUACCGAAAUUUAAAGACGCUGGCUUUGGUUGGUAUGAGUUCCGUAUGUGUCUUCUUAUUGUGUACAUAACCAUGCCAACCGCUUUUCAAAUAUUUCAAGUUCUUGUCUCACAGUUUACACCGGAGUUUUAUUGCCAACAACAAUCUUUGCUUGGGGAUACGACGCAGUUCGAUGUAAACAACUCAACAAAUGGAAUGCUUGUUACGGAUGACGUUUGCACGAUCCCCAAGAGUAAUCAUUUGACGACGGAUAAUUCAAGCUACAUAAAAGACGUGCCAGUAUGCACGAGUAUCGUUUACACGGGAAAUUAUACAUCCGCCUCUAUUGAAUUUGAUAUGGUAUGCGACAAUGGUUGGCGACGACCGUUAUAUUCUUCAUUGUUCAUGAUUGGAAUGACGAUUGGGGGAAUCUUUGGCGGAGGAAUAUCGGACAGAUUUGGUCGACGAAUUGUCGUUUUGGUUUUUACAUUCUGGCAAUUCAUUCUCGCUUUAGCAACAAGCUUCGUAGCAGACGCAACCACAUAUGGAAUAUUAUUUUUCUUCAGUGGAUUUGGUUGCCUUGUCAGUUAUCAAGGCGUUGCUGUUAUGGGUUGGGAAACAGUUCCACCAAGUUUUCGAUCUUUCAUGUUCUUUAUACAAGGAAUAGCCUUCGCAUGUAGUUAUUUGUUGUUUGGUCUGGCGACUUGGAUUUUUCAAGACUGGCGGUGGUUCUUAAGAGCUUAUGGAAUCGCUGGAGUUUUCUACAUACCUUCUUUCUGGUUGUUUGACGAAACGGUGCCUUGGCUUCUUGUAAAUAAAAGACACGAAGAAGCGGAUCUUUUGAGGAAUAAAAUAGCAAAAAUAAAUCGAAAUUGUAAUGAACAUAAAACAGAGGACAGCGAUGUUAAAAACGUACUCUUGGAAAUGAACGAGAAACAAAAUCUUCUGAAGGCUUUUAAAUCUAUUCUGAAGUCUCCGUACAUGUUCAUUCGCGUGAUGAUUAUAUCUCUGUCUUGGUUCACAGUGAGCCUCGUAUACUUUGCAAUAGCUCUUAACACAAACGGAUUGAAAGGGGAUCGAAUAUUAAACAUUGUGUAUGCUGCACUCGCUGAGUUAGGAAGCGCAAUCUUGUACUUCUGCUUCGUUAGAAUGAGGGGCCAUCGCAAUUGUUACAUCGGGUUUAUGACCCUUUGUAUGAUAUCACUCUGCAUUACUCUUGCAGUAGACCAAGGUGUUGUGGCUGGGUUUACCAUGUUCAGUAAACUAAUGGUAGGAACUGCGUUUCUAACAGUCUAUACAUACUCCGGUGAACUGUUCCCUACAAACAUCAGGCAGUCAUUACUUGGUUAUUUCUCAGGCUUAUCCAGGGUGGCUGCCAGUACAGCUCCAUAUAUCAUAUACGCAGAAAAAGGCAACAAUACGACACCAACUAUUAUAACUGUUACGUUGGUAUCGUUAUCCAUUGUUGGGUAUAUGUUUCUACCUAAAACUAAAGGGAAGAAACUGCCACAAACGGUAAAAGAAGCCAACUCCAUGCGAGGGGGCCUUCUUACAUUGUGCAAAAAUGAACAAAAAGUUGUUGCUGUAGAAGAACCUUAGUCUUGCUAUAUUUUAUUAAGUACUGUAUGGUAAGAUGGACCCCUUUAUCGCAUAAUAUCCAAAGAUCCUGGUCGUGUUUUUAGAAAAUAGCAACGAUCUAAGAGAGUCGUAAAGAUACGGUUUUGUAAUUCUGUGAGUGUUCUUUGUUUACUACAAAAUGGGACGAGAACAUAGAAUAAAAAUGUGUCCCAUAUUUCCCUACCCUGCUACAAGUAACCAGAUUGGUUCAUAACCUGUCACGUUAUAUCAUGUGAAGCGCACUUUUUCAACAGUACACAAA